Messenger RNA from Peromyscus eremicus (cactus mouse), 1369 nucleotides. Its product is annotated as NADH-cytochrome b5 reductase 3. Lineage: Eukaryota; Metazoa; Chordata; Mammalia; Rodentia; Cricetidae. The record is from RefSeq and is a predicted model, not a curated record. Gene Ontology annotation, cellular component: mitochondrion. Gene Ontology annotation, molecular function: FAD binding; oxidoreductase activity. The transcript is spliced from 9 exons. Bases 166 to 1002 code for a protein of 278 amino acids.
CGUUGAGGGGGCUGUGUAGGGACCGUAGCUUAUGUUCUGGGACCCACCCAGAGUCCUGACACAAGGGUGUUUUUGUAGACACUACCCUCAAAACUGACCAGCACUGGUGGAUUUAGGUUGAGCCGCGUGGCGUUCUCUCCCGUCUGGUUCCUCUACAGCCUCUUCAUGAAGCUGUUUCAGCGCUCUUCACCGGCCAUCACCCUCGAGAACCCUGACGUCAAGUACCCACUGCGGCUCAUCGACAAGGAGAUUAUCAGUCACGACACUCGGCGUUUCCGCUUCGCCCUGCCUUCGCCCCAGCACAUCCUGGGCCUUCCCAUUGGCCAGCACAUCUACCUCUCGAGUAGGAUCGAUGGGAACUUGGUCAUUCGGCCCUACACUCCCGUCUCCAGCGACGAUGACAAGGGCUUCGUGGACUUGGUGGUCAAGGUUUACUUCAAGGACACCCAUCCCAAGUUUCCUGCCGGAGGGAAGAUGUCUCAGUACCUGGAAAACAUGAAUAUUGGCGACACCAUUGAAUUCCGGGGCCCCAACGGGCUGCUGGUCUACCAGGGCAAAGGGAAGUUUGCCAUCCGUGCAGACAAGAAGUCCAACCCUGUUGUCAGGACGGUGAAGUCUGUAGGCAUGAUUGCAGGAGGCACAGGCAUCACCCCAAUGCUGCAAGUGAUCCGCGCCGUCAUGAAGGACCCAAACGACCACACCGUGUGCUACCUGCUCUUUGCUAACCAGUCCGAGAAAGACAUCCUGCUGCGGCCUGAGCUGGAGGAACUGAGGAACGAACAUUCCGCUCGCUUCAAGCUCUGGUACACAGUGGACAAAGCCCCGGAUGACUGGAACUACAGCCAGGGCUUCGUGAACGAGGAGAUGAUCAGGGACCACCUUCCACCGCCUGGGGAGGAGCCGCUGAUACUGAUGUGUGGACCUCCACCCAUGAUCCAGUUUGCCUGUUUGCCAAACCUGGAGCGAGUGGGCCACCCCAAGGAGCGAUGCUUCACCUUCUGAUGGCCGGACGCUGGCCACUCCCGUGCCUGCUGCUCAUGUAUUCACCACAGCCACCUGUCCACCCUUUCCGUCCCCGCCACUGUCCCUCACCCUGACAUCAGCUCACAUCCAUACUGGGGCCUGGGUUCAGCCUGGCCUGCCCGGCCCUGGUCAUCCAGCUGUACUGGCCCCUGAGGGGCCUCUUUGGGAUCAGGACUUUGUAUCAGGUGACCCCUGUUGACCACUUUCUGCAUAGGCUUCUGUUUGGCACUAACUAGCCAUUAUCAGAGAUGUCCCAUGAGCACCCCCUUACACACAGAGAGAGAGAGAAAGAGAGACAGAGACAGAGACAGAGAGACAGACGGAGAGAGAGAAGAGAGAGAGAGAG